Dibothriocephalus latus is the source of this 1017-nucleotide messenger RNA. Lineage: Eukaryota; Metazoa; Platyhelminthes; Cestoda; Diphyllobothriidea; Diphyllobothriidae. The record is from the annotation of a GenBank genome assembly.
AAACUACAUGAAGCCACGGCCGGCACUCUGCAGCCCCUCCUGGUUUCCGGAGGCAGAGAAAUAGUCACAAACUCACCAUUUGGCGCCCUCUCCUACCAAAGGCUGUCCACACGCCACCUCAAGAAUCUACGCCUUGGUGCCGGUGCUAACCGCACCGAAGAGUCUACCAUCACCCUACCCGAUCUUACAGAUGUACUGGCAGGAAAGGAAGAUGUGCUCGUUCAGGUCGCAACAACGUCCACCAACCUUUUCCAAUUUGCCAAUUCGCGCGAAACUGAGGUGCCGCGUCAAUCAGAGACCCUGGGCUUAUCCAUAUAUUCCGGUAGUCAUCGACUCCCAGUCUCGGAGUUGCAAAUGGACGGCAGCACUGUUUACCAACCACUGGUGAUGCUGUCCUACGUCAUUGAGGCGACAGAAGUCAGCUUUCAUUUACAAUUCAAGCCCAAGAAGGUCGCGGGCACCGCGCUGGCUGAUCCCUGCCCCCAGUACCUCGUCUUUGCCAGGUUGAUAAGUCCCACUAUUCGAAAUAGGCUAAAGUCCACCGCUGCCUCAGCUCAUCUGCCUUGGGAGACCCUAGACGCGAGAACGCAAGAAGCCUACGAACGCAACUACACCUUCUUUCUGAGUAAUGUUCAGUUUACGGAGAGCAAGCUGGAGGCUGUAAAGAUCUCUGAGGGCCGAAUGUUCACUGCUCGCCAGUUGAACACCUUCUACGUGGGCUAUCGCCAGCUGAGGAACGAUGAAAAAAACCGCUAUUCCAGCCAGAACCCACCCCCUCGGCCCUAUCCCUACCAGGAUCAGAUCAACGUCACCGUGCAAAUACGAUCCUUCCUGUCCUCCUGCGCACACCUCGCCGACGGCAGUGCCGAUUGGGCCACAUCUGGCUGCAAUGUUUCUGUGGAGAGCACUGUUCGCUCAGUGGUGUGUGAGUGCAACCACCUCACAACCUUUUCCUCCAGCGUUUCACCAAGCUUGGCAGGCCGAAUAACGGACGAAAAGCAGCAGCAACAACUUUAG